GAACCUGAACUCGGAAACAAGUAUAAAUAUCCGAUGUAAGUCGUCUUUCGUAUCACUUGCAAAACCGUAUUUACAACAGUAUUACAAACAACUUAAAGUUCAAACAGGAUGAAACUUGCAAUCGCCACCCUCUUUCUUGCUGCGGUAGCAUCUGCUAGCAGCUGGGGAAGAGACGGAGGAAGAGAUAGGGGAAGAGACGGAGGAAGAGAUAGGGGAAGAGACGGAGGAAGAUAUAGGGGAAGAGACAAGGGAGGCGACAGGGGAAACAAUGGGGUGAAGAAGUACUACUGUGACGAGAAUUACAGGUGCGGAAAGGGAUAUGUUGCUAAGCACGAUUACGACCACGAGUGCAAUGGCAAAUGUGACAAACGCGAGUGUUGCGAGGAGGAUAAGUACUAUUGUGACGAAGGCUUUAACACGAUAACUUUGACUACGAAUGCAAUGGAAAAUGUGACAAGCGAAUGCUGCAAGAAGGAGGAGUACUACUGUGACGAUAUCAAGUGUGGCAGAGGUUACGAAAAGAAGCACGGCUUCAAUUGCGGGUGUGAUGGCAAAUGCGACAAGUACGAAUGUUACAAAGAGGAAAAGCGGAACAACGGAAAGGACGGGAAGUGGAAAAAGGGGGGUAAUGACUGGAAGUGGAACAAGGGGGAUAAUGACAUGAGAAACAAUGGCAAGAGAAACAGAAACACUGGCAAGAGAAACAGAAACAAUGGCAAGAGAAACAGAAACAAUGGCAAGAGAAACAGAAACAAUGGCAAGAGAAACAGAAUCAAUGGCAAGAGAAACAGAAUCAAUGACAAGAGAGACAGGAACGGACGCCAUUAAGUUCAUAUUGUGGGGUUGGAGUGUGUAUGGUUUGUUUUUGUCUUCUUGUUUUGAUCCACGAGGACUACCGUGUUCGCAACAGAACAUCGGCUUUGUAUGUUGAAGGAUACGUUUGAAUCACAGUUGCAACUUAAAUUGUGAUUAUAUCGUAAAUUGAAUAAAAACAAUAUAUUGCA
Molecule: messenger RNA, 1004 nt
Organism: Sphaeroforma arctica JP610
Lineage: Eukaryota; Ichthyosporea; Ichthyophonida
Exons: 2
Coding region: 109-828 (239 amino acids)
Source: RefSeq, a predicted model, not a curated record